AUGGAACAGUUCAAGGAAUUGAACACGUAUCUCUACCAUCCUGCUCUGGAAGAGAACGCUCCGGACAAUCAUAUAUGCACAUCGUCCAUGACUUCGAUUCCGAAGCCACUCAAGUUUCUACACCUACAUUAUCCAGGCCUGCAUGAACUGUUCAAGGCAUGGUCAGCAUUCAAAAUCAAGGUGCAAGAAAAGGAUUUCUAUGUAACACAGGUUUAUCAUCUUGCAGAAUCUAUUAGCUGA
Molecule: messenger RNA, 240 nt
Organism: Suillus discolor
Lineage: Eukaryota; Fungi; Basidiomycota; Agaricomycetes; Boletales; Suillaceae
Exons: 2
Coding region: 1-240 (79 amino acids)
Source: RefSeq, a predicted model, not a curated record